UGAAUUUUUAUGUAAAUAGUAACAAAACGUCUCACAACUCUUUUAAAUUAAUUAAAUAAAUAUAAAACAUGUCCGCCGAGAAAAGAACGGCCGAUGACGAAAAAGCUGCUGGAGAAUGUGACGGUGAUGAUCCAGAAAACUGGAUUGGACCAAUGCCUUCAGAGGCGGUAAAACCCAAACCAAAAAAACGAAAAGUAUUAGAAUUUGAAACACUAUACCUGGAGAAUUUGCCUUCAUCAGAAACAUAUGAGAGAAGUUUCAUGCACAGGGAUAUUGUUACACACGUACUUGUCACAAAAACUGAUUUUGUGGUAACAGCAAGUCAGGAUGGUCAUUUGAAAUUUUGGAAGAAACAAGAAGAAGGUAUAGAAUUCGUAAAGCACUUCAGAUGUCACUUAGCACCAAUCUCCCAUGUCGCAGCAAACAGCACCGGUACUUUACUCUGCACUGCAUCACCAGAGAAGACAAUAAAGGUGUUUGAUGUUGUUAACUUUGAUAUGAUUAACAUGAUCUCAAUAGAUUUUGAGCCAUAUCGAGUGGAGUGGGUGCAUUCCGCUGGUGACCCCAUCUCAGCUUUAGCUGUCUCGGACAGAAACACAAAUAAGAUUCACGUGUACGACGGCACGCAAGCUUCGGGCACACCGCUGCACACGUUCGAGACUCUGCACCAGACCGCGGUAGCAGUCAUCAAGUACAACCCGGUCUUCGAAACUGCUGUCUCCGUCGAUAAGGCUGGCAUAGUCGAGUACUGGACGGGUCCGAAGCACGAAUACAAUUUCCCCAAGACGGUGAGGUUUCAGUCGAAGCUCGACACGGACCUGUACGACUUCGUGAAGAACAAGACUUGUCCGACGGCGCUGGACUUCUCGCCGGACGGCAGAAAGAUGGCCUCGAUAAGCCUCGACAGGAAGGUGCGAGUGUUCCACUUCCUGACCGGCAAACUGCACAAGGUGAUCGACGAGAGCCUGCAGCGGUUCCAGGAGUUGCAGCAUCAGACGCAGCAGCUACCCAACAUGGAGUUCGGGAGGAGGAUGGCGACGGAGCGCGACCUGGAGAAGUCUGAGUGCGUGUCGCUGGGCAACGUGGCGUUCGACUGCAGCGGCCACUUCGUGCUGUACGGCACGCUGCUGGGCGCCAAGCUCGUCAACCUGGCCACCAACCGCUGCGCCGCCACCUUCGCCAGGACGGAGAACCUCAGGCCGCUGCACCUCGCACUCUUCCAGGGCCGCCUCAACCAGCCCAAGGUGGCGUCGACCCUCGAGAUGGAGGGCUCCGAGAACCCCGCGCUGCUGACCGUGAAGACGGACCCCACGCUGUUCUGCACGGCCUACAAGAAGAACAGGUUCUAUCUGUUCUCCAAGCGCAGCCCCGACGACGUCAAGGGCCCGGACAACGACAGAGACAUCUUCAACGAGAAGCCGUCCAAGGAGGAUAUCAUCUCCGCCACCGAGGGGCAAGGAGUCCAGCGGAUCUACGAGCAGGCGGUCAUACACACGACGCUGGGCGACAUCCACGUGCGGAUCUUCGGGAAGGACGUCCCGAAGACGGCCGAGAACUUCUGCGUCCACGCCAGGAACGGCUACUACAACGGACACAUCUUCCACCGGGUCAUCAAGGGCUUCAUGGUGCAGACCGGGGACCCCACAGGCACGGGCACGGGCGGGGAGAGCAUCUGGGGCGGCGAGUUCGCGGACGAGUUCCGCGCGCACCUCAAGCACGACCGGCCCUACACGCUCAGCAUGGCCAACGCCGGGCCCGACACCAACGGCAGCCAGUUCUUCAUCACGCUGGCGCCCACGCCGUGGCUGGACAACAAGCACACGGUGUUCGGUCGCGUGACGCGCGGCAUGGAGGUCGUGCAGAACAUCGGCGCCGCCAAGACCAACCCCAAGACCGACAAGCCCUACGACGACAUCAGGAUCCUGUCGCUCUCCGUCAAGUGAUGAGGAGAAUAAACUGUUUAAAAACAAAACAAA
Bombyx mandarina (wild silkworm) is the source of this 1976-nucleotide messenger RNA. RefSeq names its product peptidylprolyl isomerase domain and WD repeat-containing protein 1. Gene Ontology annotation, molecular function: peptidyl-prolyl cis-trans isomerase activity; protein binding. The record is from RefSeq and is a predicted model, not a curated record. NCBI's taxonomy places the organism in Eukaryota, Metazoa, Arthropoda, Insecta, Lepidoptera, Bombycidae. Gene Ontology annotation, biological process: protein peptidyl-prolyl isomerization.